Adineta steineri is the source of this 1473-nucleotide messenger RNA. NCBI's taxonomy places the organism in Eukaryota, Metazoa, Rotifera, Eurotatoria, Adinetida, Adinetidae. The record is from the annotation of a GenBank genome assembly.
AUGUCUAUAGUACCAAACGGUCGAGGAGAAUGUUCGGUUUGUGGUAAAGACAAAAUCACAUACGAAUGUAAAGGAUGUGCAAAUGAUUUUUGUUAUAAACAUUUAUCCGAACAUCGUCAAAUCUUUAUUGAACAAUUAGUUGAAGUUGACAGUAAUCGUGAUCAAUGUCGAACUAUUGUUAUUCAACGAAGAGAUGAUUUACCAAAUCAUUUAGUAAUGCAACAAAUUUCUAAAUGGGAAAUUGAUGCAAUUAAACGAAUAAAACAAACAGCUGAAGAUUGUCGAAAUAUAUUUAUGGAACAAGCAACAGCUUGUUUUAAUGAAAUUGAAAUAAAAUUAAAUAAAUUAAAUAAUGAUAUUAUUGUAACUCGAGAAGAAAAUGAAUUUAAUGAAAUUGUUUUAGAAGCUCUUCGAACAAAAUUAAAUAAAAUCGUUGAAGAACUUGCUACUGCACCAAAUGUUACAAUUCGUCAAGAUUCAUCUACAUUUAUUAAUAAAAUUUAUAUUAUUUCAUCAACUGGAGCUGAAAUUUCUGUUCUUGCACAAGCACGAACACCGGCGUCUGCUGUAAGUUACAAUUCGAAAUAUGUUCAAAAUGCAGUUACUAUUGCUGGAGGAAAUGGUCAAGGACGUGGAUUAAAUCAGCUUAUACUUCCUGAAGGUGUAUUUGUUGAUGAAGAUAAUUCAGUAUAUGUUGCUGAUUCUGGUAAUCAUCGAAUUUUAAAAUGGCAAUAUGGAGAUAAAAAUGGUCAAGUUGUUGCUGGUGGGAAUGGUAAAGGAAAUCGAAAUGAUCAAUUAGAUGGACCCAUAUGUGUUGUUGUUGAUAAAAAAAGCAAUUCUCUUAUUAUUUCUGAUUUGGGUAAUCGAAGAGUUGUACGAUGGCCUCGUAUACCAAAUUCUACAGGACAAACUAUUAUACCCGAUAUUAAAUGUUCUAGUUUAGCAAUAGAUAGUAUUGGACAACUUUAUGCUGCUAAUUGGAAAAAACAUGAAGUUCGACGAUGGAAAAUAGGAGAUAAAGAUGGUAUUCUUGUUGCUGGAGGAAACGGACAAGGAAAUAGUUUGAAUCAACUUGAUUGUCCUAGUCAUAUUUUUGUUGAUAGUGAUAAUUCUGUUUAUAUAUCAGAUUAUUCAAAUCAUCGUGUAGUUAAAUGGUUGAAAGGUGGACGAGAAGGUAUUAUUAUUGCUGGUCAAAAAGGUUUAGGAAGUAGUCUUGCACAAUUAUCUCAUCCACAAGGAAUUGCUAUUGAUCAAUUCGAUCAAAUUUAUAUUGCAGACUGUGAUAAUCAUCGUGUAGUACGUUUAAGUAAAGGAGAUACACAAGGAACUAUUAUUGCUGGUGGAAAAGGUCAAGGUGAUCAACCACAACAAUUAAAUACUCCUAUUGGUAUAGCAUUAGAUAGACAAGGUCAUCUUUAUGUUGUUGAUUCAGAAAAUCAUCGAGUACAAAAAUAUCAACUUACAACUAAUUAA